Molecule: messenger RNA, 1802 nt
Organism: Oxyura jamaicensis (ruddy duck)
Lineage: Eukaryota; Metazoa; Chordata; Aves; Anseriformes; Anatidae
Gene: DTWD1
Product: DTW domain containing 1
Exons: 5
Coding region: 287-1210 (307 amino acids)
Biological process (GO): tRNA modification
Cellular component (GO): nucleus
Molecular function (GO): tRNA-uridine aminocarboxypropyltransferase activity
Source: RefSeq, a predicted model, not a curated record
GCCGCCCGGGGCUGGGGAGGGAGCGCAGCGCGGGGCAACUCCAGGCCGCGGCCGCCCUCCGAGGCCUUUGCGGGCUCUGCGGGACCGGGGGAGGCGGUGGCAAAAAACCUGCGAGAUUUAAAUUCCGAAUUGCAGUCGGGAUGUGGAGGGAGCCCCCCCGCAAGUGGUAUUUCCCGGGUUUUGGAGGUUAACUACAGAUGGAGUGGUUAUUUACAUUCUUGCAACUUUUUGUCUGAAUCAGGAUUUGGAUCUUACAGGUACAUCAUAUCGUCUGUUUCAGCUAAGCAUGUCUUUAAAUUCAUCUAAGUUUUUAAAUGAAGAAAACUCUCAAGGACCAAAAAGAAAUAGAGAAUGUUUGGAAAGUCUUGAAUCGCAGACUCCAUCAUCAUUUAAAGAUAACCCACUUCAACAAUUACAGUUGGCAUCACAGGAAGUACUUGAAAAGGCAAAAAAAAGUGGGAGAUCAAAAUGCCCACAAUGCAAUAGUUCAAGGAUGUUUUAUUGUUAUACGUGCUUUGUUCCUGUUGAAACUGUCCCUAGUAAAGAAAUUCCGACUGUGAAGUUACCUUUGAAGAUUGACAUUAUUAAACACCCAAAUGAAACGGAUGGCAAAAGCACCGCUGUGCAUGCUAAGCUCCUGGCACCUGAUGAUGUUACAAUCUAUAAAUACCCUUGCAUUCCAGAAUACAAAGAAAAAAGACAUGAAAUAGCGCUUAUCUUUCCUGGCCCCAAUUCAGUUUCAGUAAAAGAUAUUGCUUUCCAUCUCCAAAAAUACAGUAAGAAAGCUGUUUGUGACAAUGAUGAUGACUGUUCCAGAGAACCAUUUCUUAAGCAAGCAAAAAUAGAACCUAAAGAAGAAAAAAAUCUAAGUGAAUGUAUCGCAAGCAACAGGAAUGAAAGCACUGGACUGAAGAAAAUAAUAUUUAUUGACAGUACCUGGAAUCAAACUAACAAAAUAAUAACUGAUGAACGACUGCAAGGGUUGCUACAAAUUGAGUUGAAAACAAGGAAAACUUGCUUUUGGCGUCAUCAGAAAGGAAAGCCAGAUACAUACCUUUCCACAAUAGAAGCAAUUUAUUACUUCUUUGUGGACUAUCACCAGGAGGUUUUGAAAGAGAACUACAAGGGACAAUAUGAUAAUCUGCUUUUUUUCUUUUCAUUUAUGUACUCAUUGAUUAAAAAUGCCAAGUGUUGUAAAGGAAAAGAAUAAAUUAAGAUGUCUAUAGGCAACAACAUUUCAUUUUGGUUCUUUUAUAAUGAACUGAACACAAGUAAGAUUUUUAUCUUACUGAAAUGUGGAAAUAGAUUGUACUCUUAGAAAUAGGUAUAGUGCUGCUCCAAAAGAAAGCUAAAGACCUCAUGUCAUACACACAAUACUGUAGAACUACUUAGAUGAGCAGUCUGAUUAAAGUUACUUAAAACACUCAUGCUUUACUAAAUACUAGUGUUUGAAGCUCAGACCUCACCUGCUUAUCACAAUGAGAGUAUUUCAUGAGAUGCGGAUUAGAGUACUAGGCCCUCAUCCCAUAAGGAUUUCCCUAACCUUAAAAAAAAAAAAAAAAAAAAAAAAAAAAUUAUUAUGCUAGCUUUUUAUUAUUAAUUUUGUUUCAUAUGCUUGGUAUGUUUUACCCAGUAAGUCUGAUUUCAGUUUUGUAACAUUAAAAAACUUCCUGAAAUGAUUAGGAUGAUACUUAAUUGGGGUUAGGGAACAGCAGAAAAAUGAAAGGCAGCAUUAAGUGAAUGGAGUAUAAUUGAUGUACUUUGUGAUGAUGUACUUAACUCUGGAAAAUUGUUCUAGUAAU